Molecule: messenger RNA, 2834 nt
Organism: Symsagittifera roscoffensis
Lineage: Eukaryota; Metazoa; Xenacoelomorpha; Acoela; Convolutidae
Exons: 7
Coding region: 159-2705 (848 amino acids)
Source: RefSeq, a predicted model, not a curated record
UUGAUCGAACAAACAAAUCUUGUUCAAUCUUUUUGUUUUCCUCUUUUUUAAUGAAAAUAUGGCUUGCUUGACACUAAAAAAAUUUUAUCGCAAACCAUCAAUCAUAAUUAAGAAUCGCAAUAAUUGAAUUUGAAUUCAUCAAAGUCAACGAGGCCAAAAUGGAACAUUUAGCCAAACCACUUCCUAAAAGCGUCGCAAAAUGGAAAGCCGGAUUAUCGGCAGAAAACCGGGAAAAAAGGCAAGAAAAACAGUCUAAUUCUUUACGUUCGAAAAUUGACAUUUCACAAGACAAAUUGGCUUCAAUAUCUUCAAUUCCGAACAAUAAUGGCGGUAUUUUUCACUCAGCUCGGGUGUCGUUUGCCGAUUUCAGCGCGAUUAACAGUUCGAACUCAAAGUUUUCAGUCGGUCUGACGUCAACCGACAGCAUACGACUCGUAAUUGAGGGUGACGUGAAAAACUCCGCAACCCGUGUACCAGCGAGAGAGUCUGAUUUUUCACGCCGACACGACUUAAACCCGACACUAAAACCUUAUGGGACAAAUAAUCACCGACUUGAGAAGCUAAUCGCGUUAGUGAGUCGCAAGAAAAGAACAGCCCCUAAAAUAUCGACCGUGGAAAGCGUGAAGCUGCCUUAUGGUGAAGCUAAACAAGCAGUUCUUCCCAAGAAGUUGUUUGCUUCCAGACAAGAAAUUUCAUCCCUGUGUCGUCAUCUUGAGAAACUGAAGAAGGUGGACCCUCUUUACAGCGUGGCCAUUUACAAGCUGAAAGCCAUGAUGGCUCGUGACGAAGCGGUGCGUGAACUUAGAAGUUUUCAGCAGCAAAAGACAUCUUUAGGCCGUGAAUUCUCUUUCAUAAACAGUGAACAAACCUUCUUUAACGGGUCGCCAAACAGCAACCAAACCAAUCAAGCAACCUCUCUUCAACUGGCACACGGACAGAACUCUUACUCUAUUAUUGAAAUCGAAUUGGAAGAAAAUUUGCGGAACCAAAAAGCGAACGCAGCAGGUGUCAGAAAACUCCCGAUUAUUGAUUCGAUAGAACAAAAACUGCAUCAGAAGCGAAAAGCCAGCAACUCAAACUCUGGAUGUUCUUCAAGUGAACCUGAGAAAACUCCGGCAGGUCAAAAUUGCGGAGAUGUUACUGUUUCACGCAAGACAUCGAACUUCGAAGAGCUGCGUAAGACUAAAAAGGAGUUCGCAAACUUCGUCUCCAAUGAACUGUCAUCAAUGACUUCGGCGAAAGCGUUGCAGUCGGCCGAAACGUUUUUUGCCUCAAAACCAGUUGGCAUACGAGAUUUUUAUCUGUUUUCGAAAGGAAAACAAAUUAAAAGCUUUCCUCGAAAUGAAGAAGUUGAUCAAAUUACCAUCCCAAAAGAGAUUAAAAACUCAAAAUGUAAGAAGAAAAAGAACAGAGAGAAAAAAACUGAAAAAGAGACAACCAAAUCCAGCGAAUUUUCCAACUUGCAGAUUGCAGAUUUGUUUUCAACUUACAAACCAGAGGCAAAGUUUUCUUUUGAUACAACGGACGAGUCUUCAAUGCAAAACAUCGUGAGUAUGGAGAGCGUGACCGGGUACCUGAUCAACUGCCACAAGGACACCAAAAGUGUCCAGCCUAUCAGAGAGAGUUCUUCCUCACACACCUCCAGCAGUUUUCAAGGGGACCAAUUGCAGUUACAGUUAAAACAAGAGCUUCCUGUUGAAGUCUAUAACAGUAACACGAGCAACACUAGCAAGUCUCUCCCUUCAUCUUCAUCCAAUCGAGGUUUCCUCAGAGGAGUAGAGGUUGACAUGUUGGAGAGAUCUCAGCCGCAGCUGAUAAACAGACAGAGGGGAGGAGGAGAGGACCAAAGUCAAGACAGCACAGUCCAAAUCAGAACUGCAGUGUACGAUGGCCCCGAGUUCAAAUCUCUCACAAGUUCCAGAAGCAAAAACAUAGUGCCAUUCAACUUAUGCAAACCAAACUACAUACCAGCUCCGAAACCAACUCCUAGGAGUGAAAAUGGAAAUUAUGACACAAAAGCCAGCCAGCAGAACCCAAAUGGUGUAGAUUAUGAUGCCAUCGAUGAUACGACAAGUGAUGAGGCGAUAACUGAUUCGGCAAAGUUCAACAAAGUGCGGUCUCAAAAGUUCAUGGCGGCUAAAGAUGGAGAUAUUUUGUCACCCUCUAGUCACAGGUUGUCAAUUCUCUUCGACCGGAAGCAAAAACAGCAGUCUAGUCUUGUGAAACGCGACGGAAGAAUAAUGAAGCGGGCCAAUAGUUUCGGAUCUUCGGCCGAUUGUGGUGGUAAUGGUGUAUCAGGGGUAGUUGAUACAUGUGUAGUGGGCCCAACAGAGGAGACAGCGGCUGAGAAGUAUGCGAGACAGAACAAUUGCAUUGGUGGCAUCGACUUGCCCUCACCUCAUCACACUCAUCCUAACCCAACCUCACUCCCAUUCAUUCACGAACAAACCAGAGGCAAGUGGAGACCAAAACAGUCCUUAGACAACAAAAGCAAAGCCAGCAAAACCGGCUCCCCCAAAGCAGGCGAAGUAUACUGUGACCCGAUCAGCGGCGCCCCUCCCCUCUUCCUUCAUCGCAUCCAUGAGCUGAUAGAAAGUGUGAAUGAAAGUGUGAGGUGUGAACGAAUGAAGCCGAACAGAAGAAUACGAACUAAUAAUCAUCGAAUUAGUCUCACUAAUACUAACAGGGAUUCAAAUAAAUUGUGAUGUUUGUUUUAGUUUAUCAAAACAAGAUAGUUUUUCAUAGAAAGAUAUAAUUGAAUUCACGGCUUUUCCGUCACAUUAGAGACAAGAAGUUUUUUUUCAUAAUGAUGCUAUUGUUUUUGAUUAUUUUAA